AUGCAUGCGCAUGAACCGGAGUACCUGGUGAAGUGGGCCGGCCGCGCCCACGUCCACAACGAGUGGGUGCGCGAGAGCAGCCUGCUGGGCAUCGCCCGCAGGAAGCUGCUCAACUUCAAGAAGCGCCAUGGCGACGCGCCCUGCGACUUGUCGGAGCCCGAGUGGUCCAUCCCCGAGCGCCUCGUCGCGCGGCGGCCCGCGCUGGGGUCCCCCGGCUGGGAGGUUCUGGUGAAGUGGCGCGGCCAGGGCUACGACGCUUGCACCUGGGAGCCCGACGGCAGCGGCCCCCUGAUGCAGCCCGAGCGGCUGCCGCUGCACCUGCAGCUUUGGGCCCGCCAGCGGCGCGCGCUCGAGCGUGCGGGCGAGGCGGGGCGGGCGGCGGCGGCGGCGGCGGAGGCGCGGGCGCAGCAGCAGGGUGUCCCCGAGCUGACGUCCCAACCGGAGUGGGUGCGCGGCGCGGCCCUCAUGCCGCACCAGCUGUCGACCCUGAACUGGCUGCGCGCGAUGUGGGCGCGCCGCCAGAGCUGCGUGCUGGCCGACGAGGCGGGGUGCGGCAAGACGGCCACCGUGGCGGCCCACCUGGCGGGCCUGAUCGCGGACUGCAAGGCGGCCGCGCCGGCGCUGGUGGUGGUGCCCCUCUCCAUGCUGCCCUUCUGGGAGGGCGAGCUGGCGUUCUGGCUGCCCGAGGGCGCGAACAUUGUGGCCUACAGCGGCAGCGUCGCGGCGCGCAAUGCGCUGCACGACCACGAGCUCUGGCUGCAGGCAUCGAGCAUGGACGGGAAGGUCGGCCACUCGGCGGUCCUCACCGCCGCUGCCCGCGGCGCCGCGUCUGGCGGGCGCGUCCCCAAGCCCGACGUCGUCCUCACCACCUACGAGGCCGCGUCCUCGGACCUGCACGCGCUCCGCGCGCUGCCCUGGUGCGCCGUCGCGCUGGACCUGCGCCAGCGCAGCCGCAGCGCGGCCGGCAAGGCGCACGCGGCGCUGCAGGAGCUGACCGCGGGGUCGGGCGUGCAGCGGCUGGUGCUGACGGGCCACAGGGCGCGCGGGCGCGGGCCGGACGAGCUCUUCAACGUGGCGGCGCUGGUGCGGCCGGCGGGGUGGGAGGAGGCGGGGGAGGCGCUGCCAGAGGGGCUGGACGACCCGGAGGCGCAGGUGGGCGGUUGA
Molecule: messenger RNA, 1164 nt
Organism: Monoraphidium neglectum
Lineage: Eukaryota; Viridiplantae; Chlorophyta; Chlorophyceae; Sphaeropleales; Selenastraceae
Product: SNF2 family DNA-dependent ATPase
Exons: 6
Coding region: 1-1164 (387 amino acids)
Biological process (GO): negative regulation of transcription by RNA polymerase II; chromatin remodeling
Cellular component (GO): chromatin; nucleus
Molecular function (GO): DNA binding; ATP-dependent chromatin remodeler activity; ATP binding
Source: RefSeq, a predicted model, not a curated record